Messenger RNA from Myotis myotis, 1121 nucleotides. RefSeq names its product ribonuclease P/MRP subunit p38 (gene RPP38). Gene Ontology annotation, molecular function: ribonuclease P RNA binding; ribonuclease P activity. NCBI's taxonomy places the organism in Eukaryota, Metazoa, Chordata, Mammalia, Chiroptera, Vespertilionidae. Gene Ontology annotation, biological process: tRNA 5'-leader removal. Bases 190 to 1032 code for a protein of 280 amino acids. The transcript is spliced from 3 exons. Gene Ontology annotation, cellular component: ribonuclease MRP complex; fibrillar center; nucleolar ribonuclease P complex. The record is from RefSeq and is a predicted model, not a curated record.
GCCGCACCCUCUCCGGAGCCUCCCGCCUCCACCCGGCUCCCAAACUCCAGGUGUUUACAGCUCGGUCCUCCCGCUGACCCCCUCGGCCGCGGUGGCAGUGAGCCGACUUUUUCUGCUAUUCUGAAGACAGAAGGAGUUAAUGCGUAUCUUGCUUUCUCUCCAGAGCACAUCACUUGAAGGAUUUUUAUAAUGGCUGCAGCUCCUCAGGCACCAGGGAGGGGCUCGGUUCGGAAGACAAGACCUUUAACUGUAAAGACAUCAUUGAACAACCCGUAUACUAUCUGCUGGAGUGCUCUGGAGAGAGAGGAUUUGCAUUUCAUCUUACAGACACUUGAAGACAGAUUUAAAUCAAUUGGACUUGAGAAAAUUGAGAAUAAGAAAAGAAGUAAAAAGCAGUUUUUUAAAAAACAAGGCAGAGACAAAUGUAGCAUAGAUGUUCAUAUGAGUGAGGAUCUGAAGGAGAAAAAAACAGAAGAUAAUGAACAAGUAUCAGGGUGGACUUCUGUCCAGGUGAGGAAGCAGCUUGCCAUUGGCGUUAAUGAAGUCACCAGGGCUCUGGAAAGGAACGAACUGCUUUUGGUUUUAGUGUGUAAGUCAGUCAAGCCUGCGAUCAUCACCUCACACCUGAUUCAGUUAAGUUUAAGCAGAACGGUCCCUGCUUGUCAGGUUCCCCGUCUCAGUGAGAGAAUUGCGCCUGUCAUUGGCUUAAAAUGUGUCCUAGCUUUGGGAUUCAAAAAGAACACCACUGACUUUGUCAAUGAAGUGAAAGCUAUAAUCCCCAGAGUACCCAAUUUAACUGUACCAUGGCUUCAAGACAGACUUGACUCCAGGGAAAAUUCAGAGUCCGAAUCUUUGGAAAGCCAAGACAGAGAGGUUUGGGACACUUCCUUUGAAGACCUCUCUAAACAGAAGAGAAAGCUCACUGAAGGUCAGCAGGCUGUAGUGCUACAACCCCUUAAAAUAAAGAAACUGAUUCCAAACCCUAAUAAAAAAAGGAAACCACCCAAAAGUAAAAAAAUUACUUCAAAGUAAUCAUGUAUAAACUUGUCACUACAUACAAUUGGAAAAUGACUCCUUGUAAAAAACCUUGAAGCUAAUAAACUGAAUUACUUUUACAUAGA